AUCAGGAACAUAAGCUACGACAUUCACAAACGACUAGACCCGAAAAAUCAAACAUGGCAGUGUCUUGCAAGAAAUUUGCCACCUACCUCCACCUUACACCGGACGUGGAUCAUGCACACGCAGGCUUGACUCGACAAGGUGACGCCUUUCAGCUAGGCAAGCGCGCAAAUGAAGUAUUGGCGGGAGCGGGGUGCUCAAAGCGCAGGGAAAUAUGGCAGGAACUCAAUCUUCGAGAGGAUCUCGCCCAUCCUCCUCUGCAGCAGACAAUAACACGUCCGCCGCUCCCCAGCGAAAUCAAGAAGAUCGACCCGCUCCUUCGUCAGCAAUGAUAAUCUUGACCAUCUUAUGGAGACCCAGUCGCCAAAUGUUUUCUACCUGUCCCUUCCCGUGAGCGGUUUCGGUUUCAGCACUCAAGGCCUUGAAAGUAUCCGUGGCGCACGCCAAGAAUAUUUCCAACGAGGCCGGUGUAAUGUGGUGCAUGUUAGCCUGGUAUACAAUUUUAAGGCCGGCUUCUGACUUGAUUAACUGCAUUAAGCUACGCAACUGUGAAUCGUGAGGAGAUUGUUGUCAACAAACUUUAGAACAUUGCAAUGUAUUAAAUAUUGAGCUUACCAUGCC
This is a messenger RNA of Melampsora larici-populina 98AG31, 618 nucleotides long. RefSeq lists its product as uncharacterized. The transcript has 2 exons. Lineage: Eukaryota; Fungi; Basidiomycota; Pucciniomycetes; Pucciniales; Melampsoraceae. Bases 54 to 329 code for a protein of 91 amino acids. The record is from RefSeq and is a predicted model, not a curated record.